CCAUGACAAUCCCCCCCUUGCGCACCACUGCCUCUUCCUCUGCUUACCCUCCCCGGCUGUUUCUUUCUUUGGCUCGGCCCGUUCGCUCUGGCUUACCACAAACAGAUGACAGGGUUCAAAAUCCUUGCGCCUUCAGUCUGCUCCUCUUCUCUUUCAGGUAAUUGCUUCGCUCAGUUUGUGGACCGGCCAUUCGCCGCCACAUCGCUUAGAACGUGGACACAUCGCAUUAGCGCUGAGGUGAGAGCGAGGCGUGGUCCUCAGCGUGGCUUGUUGUGACAGCGGAGACACCUGUUCCUUCGUGCGGAGAAGAUAGUGUUGGAUUGCUGCUGAAGGAUGCUUAUGUACGGCAUGCUAGAACUUGACGUUGGUGGGUGGUGAGAGGCCUCCCAAGUCCAGUAUUCUGUACAUUUCGCUGGCGAUUUAUAUAGAGACGACAAAGAAAGUAUCCGGACAGGUUCAUUAGUUCGAAUUUCAGGAUGUUCGGGACAUUAGUAUCGACUCAAUCGGAAUCGGAGCCAUUUAUCUCCCAUGUGAUUAGACCACCGUUUGAGAGCGAUCGCGAGUUGAAGCACUUGGCAUGUUUGGCGUGUCGCACAAAGAAGCUGAAAUGCACCGGAGAGCGAACGGGAUGUCAGCGGUGUCUCGAUCGAGGACUUCCUUGCGAGUACCAAGAAGCUAAUUUUCAUCGAGGUCGACGGCCUCGUGGGGCCAGCUUGAACAACAACAAGAAUAACGAAGAAGUCGAAGAUUCAACAGAUCAAUCCUCCGCUUCUGCUGCACCGAAGAAUUCGGACGGUUCGAGAAGAGCAAGUCAGUCAUCGGAAGCAGCAAAAGCCCACAUUAGGUACAGAGAAGACAAAGAGCAAGAUGGAAGAAGGAGUGAGGGGCCCGGUAGUUUGAAUGGAGGCACACCUCAUGCCACAUCGGACCUGGGCGAAGACGGAUUGGACCCCGAGCUCUUGACCAGCAUGCACGGGCCAGCAACAGAGUUAGGGGCCGAAGUGCAGCUUUCAGACAUUCCCAUGACACCCGAUGAUGAUUUAUCCAGCCUGCUACCUGACUUCGGCCAUACAGACUUUGCCAGCAACGACGUCAACCAGGACUUACUCUUCCUCUCACAGCUGGCCGCCUCCAGUACGCCGGAGCUCGUGAACCCGUCGUAUCCUCCCAACCCUAGUCCCGCCAUGCCACGUCUCUCUUCUUCAAUGUCCCGUCCAGGGAUCCCGGGGAUGUCCCAAUUAGCCAGUAGCCCGAGCAUCGCAAAUCUGCACAUGCCCUCGUGCACAUGUCUCCAGUCUACCCUGACCCUCUACGAAAGUAUCCGCGCCGUGCAGUGGCGUGCCCAAUGCGGUGCCAGCGCGGGUGUUUCGCGUGAAAUGGCUCACCUGAUCCUUAAAGCCUGCAAGUUGGCCCUGAACCAGUGUCAUCGGCUCAUUGGCUGCUCCUCGUGCAAGCGUGAGCCACUGUUCGUGAUGUUGCUCUGUUCUGUCUGCGACCAGUGUCUGACCUGUUUUGAGAUCUUUCACGAUUCGCACCAGAGGCGAUUGCGAAGUAGGAGUAUGACCUCCUCGUCGAACGGAAGCAGUUUCAUCAAUGCAUCUGAUGCGCGCUCGGAAAUGGAUCAGCUUGGGGAGAUUGUGCAAUUGGCCAAUUUGCCGUUUGGUGAUGUGCCGGUAUUGUUGGAUGACGAGGAUGAUAUCAACAUGACUUGUGGCUUGUUGGCCACGCGGGUAGCCUCAAUGGUGCACCUGCUGCGGUUAUUGGGGCCGAUAAUUGAUGCUUGUGGGUGGAGGACCCAUCAUGACACUUUCUCGGGGUUGCAGAAGCGGUGUCAGGGACUGGCGUAUACAUUGCAGACCAAAUCUAAAGCCCGGUAGUGAGCGUAAUGCUAAUGUGUCAUGAUCGGUGACUGUAGUAUUAGAUAGUAUAUAUUGUUUCUUUACAAGAUAACAUAAGAGCAUUAGUCAAAU
This is a messenger RNA of Aspergillus piperis CBS 112811, 1970 nucleotides long. RefSeq names its product Zn(II)2Cys6 transcription factor domain-containing protein. Gene Ontology annotation, molecular function: sequence-specific DNA binding; zinc ion binding; DNA-binding transcription factor activity, RNA polymerase II-specific. The record is from RefSeq and is a predicted model, not a curated record. Gene Ontology annotation, biological process: positive regulation of transcription by RNA polymerase II. The coding region runs from base 477 to 1877 and encodes 466 amino acids. Gene Ontology annotation, cellular component: nucleus. The transcript is spliced from 2 exons. NCBI's taxonomy places the organism in Eukaryota, Fungi, Ascomycota, Eurotiomycetes, Eurotiales, Aspergillaceae.